AUGGAUGUGGUUUUAUUGGGGUUAAGAGUGAAGAACCAGGAUUUGAAGUAUUUCUUUUCAAGUAUAGAAGAAGAAAAUUACUCUGUUUCAACAAAUCAUGAUGGUCAAAACGUCGAAGUUUAUGAUUUGAGUGAUCUUUCUACAUGGCCUAAGGUAUUAACUCAUAUUAUGAAAUAUGAAAUUGUUAAGUUGGGUCCUAUGCAAAUAAAAAACUUUGAUUUUCCACCUAAUGAAGAAUAUCCAAAAAGAAGUUUCAGUGUUAAUUAUUACUACCGUAAAUUGCCCAAUAAUGAAGUAUUUGAUCGUCAAUGGCUAGUGUACUCUAAGACUAAAAAUUGUGUCAAUUGUUUUGCUGGUAAGCUUUUUAGUAAAGAAAUUAUUGAUGACAAUAAUUAUGAUUGCCGUUUAGCAAACAGUGGUUUUAAUGAUUGGAAACACCUCUCGGAAACAUUGAAGUCGCAUGAAAGAUCUAUAAUACAUUAUAAAUCUAUACAAUGCUGGAAUGAGUUAAAAUUAAGGAUAUCAUCUGAUACAACUAUCAAUAAAACAAAUUUGGCUUUAAUGGAGAAAGAAAAAAUGCAUUGGAGGGAUGUUCUUAAACGAAUAGUAUCUGUUAUUCAUUACUUAGCAAAAAAUAAUAAUGCCUUUAGAGGACAAUCAGAUGUAUUAUUUACAAAGAACAAUGGGAAUUUUUUAGGAUCAAUUGAAAUGUUAAGCAAUUUCGAUCCCGUCAUUAUAGAACAUGUUAAAAGAAUUACAAAUUCUGAAACACAUGUGCAUUAUUUAGGUCAUGAAAUACAGAAUGAAUUUAUUAUAAUCAUGGACUGCACACCUGAUAUUAGCCACAAUGAACAAUUGUUACUCAUGAUUCGAGUAGUAAAUAUGUAUGAUGAUGAUCAGUCAAAAUCUCCUGAUAUUGAAGAGUACUUUUUGGAUUUUAUUCCAGUUUUCACAACUACAGGAUUAAAUCUUUCUAAUAUUCUUUUAGAAAAUUUAAACAAGAUGGGUAUUAAUAUUAUGGAUUGCAGAGGUCAAGCCUAUGAUAAUGGUUCAAAUAUGGUCGGGAAAUAUCAAGGAGUUCAAACUAGAAUUAUUAAUCAAAAUCCUAGAGCAUUUUUCACGCCUUGUGUUUCACACAACUUGAAUUUGGUUCUUAGAGAUUCUGUGAAAAAUUCAGUUCAGGCUUCGACAUUUUUUGGAACUAUUCAACGUGUCUAUACAAUAUUUUCUGCUUCAACAAGUCGAUGGGAUAUUUUUAAAAAGCAUUGUGAAUUAUUAACAGUAAAAAAGUGGUCAGAGACAAGGUGGGAGAGCCGUGUAAAUAGUGUGAAAGCCCUUCGUUAUCAACUUCCAAAUAUCAUAGAAGCUUUGGAAGAAGUAUCUAGAGAAGCAAGUGAUACUAUGUCAAAGAGUGAAGCUCAAUCGUUAGCUAAUGAAAUUAGUACAUUUGAAUUUGUUCUCAGUUUGGUGAUAUGGUAUAGUAUUUUAAUAGAAGUGAAUGUUGUUAGCAAAAUUUUACAAGGUAGAAAUAUUGAUAUAGACAUUUCUAAUAAAAUGUUGGAAAGUCUUUUAAUUUUUUUAAGAUCGUUUAAACAAACAGGAUUUGAAAACUCUAUAGUAACAGCAAAAGAAAUUUGUGAAGAAAAUGACAUUGAAGCUAAUUUUAAAUCAUUUCUAUUUUUUUAUAUUGUUGAUCAAGCAAUAAGCUCAAUGGAAACCCGCUUUAAACAACUUGAAUCUUAUAAAGAUGACUUUGGGUUUUUAUUUCGAAUUAGGAAAUUAACAAAAAUGGCAGAUUCAGAUUUAUUAAAACAUUGUAUGGACCUUCAAAACCGUUUGACGGAUAGAGACUCAAAAGAUAUUGAUGCUUUAGAUUUAUAUGCAGAAUUAUUAAUCUUCAGAUCUCUUGUCUAUGAGAAUCAAACUCUUCUUGAAGCACUUUCUAUAGUUAAAAAUUCCAAUGGUUCAUUUCCGAAUAUUAGUGUUGCUCUUCGGAUACUUUUAACCAUUCCAGUCACUUCAGCCAGCGCAGAGAGAAGUUUUUCUAAGUUAAAAAUUAUAAAAAAUUAUCUUCGCAAUAGGAUCAGCCAAGAACAGCUUACCGGGUUGUCUAUAAUAUCAAUUGAAAAGGUUUUUAAACGUUUUAUAUCUCUGUUGUGGUUUUGUCCCUAUCCAUAUUCCACAAUUUCUACCAUGGUAGGUUCAUAA
Molecule: messenger RNA, 2208 nt
Organism: Sipha flava (yellow sugarcane aphid)
Lineage: Eukaryota; Metazoa; Arthropoda; Insecta; Hemiptera; Aphididae
Product: zinc finger MYM-type protein 1-like
Exons: 5
Coding region: 1-2208 (735 amino acids)
Molecular function (GO): protein dimerization activity
Source: RefSeq, a predicted model, not a curated record